Molecule: messenger RNA, 1365 nt
Organism: Pelmatolapia mariae (spotted tilapia)
Lineage: Eukaryota; Metazoa; Chordata; Actinopteri; Cichliformes; Cichlidae
Product: polymeric immunoglobulin receptor-like
Exons: 7
Coding region: 26-1102 (358 amino acids)
Cellular component (GO): plasma membrane
Molecular function (GO): transmembrane signaling receptor activity
Source: RefSeq, a predicted model, not a curated record
AGCAGUAAACCAUCAGAGCCUCAUCAUGAAAGUCCAUCACACUCUGAUCUGCUUCUUCUUCCUCUCUCUGCAGGAUGGAAACCCUGAAGUCAACAUCAACAAAAACAUUUCCUUUGGAGUCGUUGGAAGAAAUCUUACAGCUGAAUUCCCCUUUACUGCUGUAACAUGGAAAAUGUUCUGCAGAGGAGAAUGUAAAGGAGGAAACGUUCUUAUUAAUACAACAGAUGAGAAGCAUCAAAGUCACAGAUACAGCAUUGAAUUAAAACAAGAGAAUGGAGCUCCUACUUUGUCUGUGAGCAUCACACAGCUGAUCAUGUCUGAUGCUGGACGGUACAGCUGUGCUGCAGGUGAAUCUCCAUCAUCAGUUUCAUACAAACAGUUUGAAGUUGUUGUUGCUGAAGCACUGCUGGAUGGAAACAAUCCUGCUCAGCUGAAACACUUCAAUAAAGAAACUGGAAGCUCUCUCACAGUCGGGUGUUACUUUAAUCAGUCUGGAGGACAAAAGUUCUUCUGCAGGGGAGAAUGUGGAGAGGACGAGGUUCUUCUUCAAACAGAUGAUGAAGAUGAUUUCAAAGACAGAUACAGAAUUGGAUUUAGAGGACCUUCAGAGAAGACAUAUACAGGAGGAGGAAUUCUGUAUGUGACAAUCACACAGGUGACUGAGUCUGACUCAGGACGGUACAGAUGUUCUCUGAAUCGAUCUCCUGGUCAAGGUUCAUUCAGAGACUUUGUGCUCAGCGUCACAGAUGCAGUCGUCCAAUCAGCCUUCUCACCUUCACUCACCUCGAGUGUAACCACGGAGCAUCCUGAGAAAACAUCUGAAGAUGAUUUGCCGUCUGUGGGUCUGACUGUGGCUGUCAUCAUCAUCAUCAUCAUCAUCAUCAUCGUCCUCUCAUCACUGGCUGUUUUAAUAAUCUGCAUUAAGAGGAAGAGCAACAGAGGUUUGAGGACCAGAGGAAACUCAGAGGGCACAAACAUGGAGGACGUCCACUAUGAGAACUGUACUCCAGGUUCUACACGUGAAGACUCGACCUACCAGAGCCUCGAUCCAGCCGGCAGAGACCAGGACCAGACCUACUCUACACUCACAGACCACACAUGAGACUCUCUGGAUUCACACCUGGGUUUGUUUCAGUGCCUCAGGUUUAAAGUUUGAACACAGAAAAUUCCAGCCAUAAAUGGAUGAAUCCGCUGUGAAUUCACCCUCUGAUUUUAUUAUUUUAUAUGAAGUCUGUACAGUUUCCUGUCUGUGGUGCUGACUGUGUCUCUUGGAAUUUGGAUGUUUAUGCUUUUUCAUUUAGUUCAGGAAGUUAUGAUGUUUUAUUUUGGUUUGAUUCUUGUGCAGUCUUAUUUUCUUUGCUAUGU